UGUUCGGGUCAUUAUUUGGUCGUUGUUGAGUCACCCGUAGAUUAGACUAGUAACUAUAGUUCCUCAACUUCGGUUCUCUUGUUCGAGCAGUCCUAGUUUCUCCGGCGGCAUCACCGCAUCAUCUACCUUCUAUUUGCAGCAACCCGGUAUUUUAUCUCUCCUCCAUUCAUCUAUUCUUCUCUCUACUUCUUCUUCUUGCUUUCGAACCUUAACCCUAGUUAUUACUCUAAUUUUUUCAGACUAAACAAUAUUUUUUCCCAACUUCAAAUCCCCAAAUCCUCCUUCUAAAUUUCGUUGAGGUAAUUUCUCACUUUCCCACCUUUUUCUUAACAAUGUACAUAAAAACCCAGAAAUUUGAUUGAUCAUAACUUAGAAAUUUAAUGCAUUCAUUGGGUAAUUUGAGGGUUUUUCAGUUAAUUUGAGCAAAUGUUGAGGGUUUAUUCACCAAAGAAAACAAUUUUUUGUUGUUUAAAGAAAUCUUUAGCAUGUUUAAGUAUGAGCAAUUAUUCUUCAACUACUUCAUCGAAUGAUUAUAUGUCUAAGGUCAUUGAUAGGAUACUUGGUAGCAAAACCCCUGAUCAAGCAUUGAAUUACUUCAAUUCAGUGUCAAUGUCGAUUGAUGUAGCGAAGACUCGCCGAGCUCAUUCGGUGAUUGUUCAUGUUUUAAGCAAGGCUAAAUGGUACUUGCAGGCAAGGUGUUUGUUAAAAUGCCUCAUCCAGCAUCUUCUCUUGACCUGCCCACCUUCCCGUGUUUGUUCCAUUGUUUUUAAGGACUUGAGUCGGGUUGGUGAGUCUAAAUUUGAUAAAAAUGUGUUUGGAGUGUUAAUGAUUGCAUUAUCUGAGAUGGGUCUUAUAGAUCAAGCCAUUUGGGUUUAUUAUAAGAUUGAAGAAUUGCCUUCAAUUCAGGCUUGUAAUGCACUUUUGAAUGGGUUAGUUAAGGCGGGUAGGUUUGAUUCGGUUUGGAGAAUUUAUGACAAGAUGACUGAGAAGGGGAUGGUUCCUACUGUUGUUACAUAUGGUACUUUGAUUGGUGCCUGUUGUGUUGAAGGGGACAUUGGGAAGUCACAAGAGUUGUUUGAUGAAAUGGUUGGGAAAGGGUUCAAACCAACAGUUGUUAUCUUCACGACUUUGAUUCGUGGGUUGUGUAAUGAGGAUAGGUUGUCAGAAGGGGAUGAUUUAUUUAGGGUAAUGAAAGAGUCUGAUGUAAUUCCCAAUUUAUACACUUACAAUGUUUUGAUGGAUGGACACUGUAAAAUAGCCAACUUGCCACGUGUUAUGGGACUAUAUAGGGAUUUGCUGAGCCAUAACUUGGUGCCUAAUGUUGUUACAUUUGGAAUUUUAGUUGAUGGUUUUUGCAAAAAUGGUAGAGUGGAGACUGCAAGAAGCCUCUUCCCUUGUAUGAUGAAGGCUGGUAUUCCUCCUAAUGUAUUUGUGUACAAUAGUUUGAUGGAUGGACUCUGUAAGGCUGGAAAUCUCACUGAAGCUCUGGCUAUGUAUGGCGAGAUGGAAACUUUUCGUAUCCCUUCAGAUGUUUUUACUUAUAGUAUUCUCAUAAAGGGUUUAUCUGAAGUAGGUAGGGUGAAAGAAGCAGAUGAUCUACUUUUGAAGAUGAAAGAUGAAGGAAUUCUUGUGAAUUCUGUGACAUACAACUCUCUUAUAGGUGGACACUGCAAACAAGGCAACAUGGAUAAAGCUCUGGAGCUAUGCUCACAAAUGAUAGAAAAAGGUAUAGAACCUAAUGCUAUCACCUUCUCUACACUCAUACAUGGAUACUGUCAAAAAGGGAAUGUGGAUGCUGCAAAGGGCAUAUACUCAGAGAUGGUAAUCAAAGGAAUUUUGCCUGAUGUUGUGACCUAUACAGAUUUAAUCGAUGGGUUUUUCAAAAAUGCUGACACUAAGGGUGCUCUUGGCAUGUAUAAAGAAAUGCAGGAGGAAGGGCUCAUCCCUAAUGGUUUCACAAUUAGUUGUCUCAUUGACGGGUUGUGCAAAGAUGGGCGUCUUAAUGAUGCAUUCAAUUUUUUUUUAAAGGGUACUAUCUCUGUACAUUGUGAAGGCACUCAAAAUCAGUGUGACAAUAGAACAAGUCCUUUUAAUCAUGUAGCAUAUACGGCUCUUAUACAAGGUCUGUAUAAAGAAGGAAGAAUGCUUAGAGCUAGUAAAAUUUUCUCAGAUAUGCGAAAUCUUGAUUUGAAACCUGAUGUAAUCACAUACAUGAUCAUUAUUCUGGGCCGUGCUCGAGCUCUGCAUGUCCAAAAUUUAUUGAUGUUGCAGGCUGAUAUGUUCAAAUUAGGCUUCUUGCCUGACACAGUCAUAUACCCAAUCCUACACAAGGCUUACCAAGAUAUCGGGGAUGUCAAAUCGGCUUUGAAGUGCUUUGAGGAUAUACUUGGCUUAGGUGCUGCAUGGUCCAAACAGAUGUUUCCCAAACAGUUGGGAGGCAAUAUGUUAUUUGUUAAUGUUGAUUCGUGAAAUAGGCAAUGUAUUGAGAAAUAUAUGGAAGGAUGCCACAUUCCGGUGACGUACACUUCUAUUUAGGCUUCUAUCAGCUGAGAUUUCCAAGUGUAUCUUGGGAGGGGAAGCCUAAAAUACAAGUAGUCCUUAUGCCAAUUGAUAUUAUUUUUUUUUCCCAUCUUCUUCGGAUCAGAAUAGGAAAGGCUAACUGUUGAAGAAGAUGAUGUUACACCCUUCUUUUUGACCAGGAUCUCAGAUGUGUACAUGUGAUUAGAUUCCCGACUGUCUUGUGAAGUUCUUACCCUCAUAAGUCAUAAGAGACAUGAUAAAACCAUGGGUCUUUCUUAUAUUGUCUGUCAAGUAAAGCUGCCAGUUCAUAGCAUGUGAAAGAAUAGCGAGGCCAGAAUUUUUGUGCAGGUGAGUAUGAUAUAUAUGAAUAGAGUCUCAUAUAUCCAUAAGGUGGUAAAUUCUUUAUUUACAAGUAGUCAACCCAAAUCUAAGCUCCAAGAUUUGCUCAGACCACCUAAAGCAAAUCAAACACUCAAAAAAUAUCUCAAGACCCAUUCUGCUGCAAGAGCUAUAGUAUUCUUUAGAAAACUUUGGAGGCAAAAUCCUUCUGCUGUGGACAGAUACUCAUCUUUGUUUGCUCUCAAGGCUUGUAAUCAAGAGUCCUUAAUAGUUGAGGGACGUCAAUUGCAUGCCAUUGUCAAGAAAGUGGGCUUUGAAUCUGUGAUAUUUCUCCAGACAUGUUUGAUAGAAUUGUACUCAAAGAUGGGGGAUGUGGGUUGUUCUCAUCGUAUGUUUGAUGAAGUAUGCUGCAAAAAUGCAAUCUGCUGGACUUCUUUGAUAACUGCGUAUGUCGAUAACAAUAUGGCUAGCAAAGCCCUUGCAAUAUUCAAGCAGAUGCUAAUAAACAAAUUUGAGCCCGAUCAUGUUACACUGACUGUUGCUCUAGCUUCAUGUGCAGAUCUUGGUGCAUUGUCCAUGGGAGAGCAAAUUCAUGCUUAUACUUACCGUAAACAUGGGCUCAAAAUUGAUCUCUGCCUCUAUAAUGCUCUCAUUGAUAUGUAUGUCAAGUGUGGACAGAUUAGAGCUGCACGCAGAUUUUUUUGCAUCUCUGGGGAAAAAGAUGUAUUUACAUGGACUUCUAUGAUUGUUGGGCAUGCACUACAUGGGCAGUCUCUAGAGGCUCUUGGUAUGUUUGCACGAAUGAAACAAACUAGAAGUUCUGACAAGGGCAGUAAAUCAUUUGUGCUUCCCAAUGAUGUUACUUUCUUGGGGGUUCUUAUGGCUUGUAGUCAUGGUGGGAUGGUAAUGGAAGGUAAGCAGUAUUUCAAAAGCAUGAUGGAAGAUUAUGAGCUAUGGCCAAGGCUAGCUCAUCUUGGCUGCAUGGUAGAUCUUUUUUGCAGAGCUGGGCUCUUGGAGGAGGCUUAUGAUUUUAUAUCAGGAACGCUAGUUCAGCCAAAUGCACUGAUGUGGAGGAUGUUGCUAGGAGCAUGUUGUAAUCAUGGUAAUAUUGAGCUUGCUGCAAAGGUUCGAUUGCAGCUAUUGAACUUGGAUCCAACACAUGUUGGUGAUGAUGUUGCCUUGUCAAACAUGUAUGCUGGAAGGGGGCUUUGGUAUGAAAAAAUGAUGGUAAGAGAUCGCAUAGAGUGUCGCCGGGUGCCUGGUUGCAGUUCAGUUGAGGUGGCAAGUGAGGUGAAUGAGUUUGUUGCCGGAGACACUCAUCAUCAUCCUCUGAAAGCUGAGAUAUAUAAUGUCCUUGAACACUUGAUGGGAAUAGUCAGAAGUUCUGAUCAUAUUCCAGAUCCAUCCGACAUCAAUAAUUAUUGAAUAAUACAAAAUAUUUAUCAUCAAACAAUGACACUAUGAAAGUAUGGGAAAGUGGACGAAGGUUUAAACUGUUUUCAUUUUGCCCUUCUUUGUGUGGAUGCUGAUUUCUUGGCCUAAAGUGCAUGACCUCCGGGUCCUCAACAGGGCAACAUUAUUCUGCUUUUCCUCUUGGUAACGGUAGAGUGUGGCGUCACAUCUUGGAUAUGAGUCAUGGUCACAUCAUUCUUGCAGUGUUACAAUUUUCACCAUUCUCAACCACUACUUUAAAUUGUCAGAACCUCCUUCCGUGACAACCUGCUUUUUGCUUAAUAAUAGCUUCGACUGCCAAGUCUGCCAUCAUGAGCUCUCAUGGCAGAACUUGAACAGUUGUUGAAGAAGGCAUUAAGUUUUAAAAGUAUUAAUGCUGGGUGCUACUAUGUACUAUGACCUUUCACGGCAACUUUUGAUUAGUGGUCAUGUUUAGGUCUUGCGUGACUUAAUUUAGAAAAAGGUGAAAAUUUCUUACUCUCCCUGUCUUGUGAAAGCGUCUUUUUAUGUUUUAAUUUUGAUGUCCUCUUUAUUUGUCUUAUUUCUGUAAAUGUGAUGGCCUUUUCCUGAUCCCAUCAUGCUAAUAACAUUAUUGAUCAAAUUUCCUCUAUUAAUUACUCUUUUAAUUACUUCGUACUAGUUAAUACAAAAUCAACUGUAAAUUUUUUUACUUGAAAUGCUGUUUUUACAUAAAUUUCGUUUCGGUGCUGAUUUCAUAAGUUAUGACGUCUAUGGAUUGCCAUAUUGUUUUAUUGUUUGUUCAGUGGGUUCUGUGAGUGUAUAGCUCUGUGUUCUGUAAGAUUAUGUUACGGUUGUUUGUAAGGAUGGUGCACUCUUAAUCGUCUUAAACAGCUGCUCCUAGGAGUGUAGUGGUUAAAGCAUACAUAAGAUAACCAGUCUUCUCCUUUUUUCUGCCCCUGGCAUUUAGCUGUCUUGGGCUUCUUUCUUUUCACCCAACAAUGACUUAUUGGAAUUUCUUAUUGAUUAUUGUUUGAAUUUAUUGGAACUUAUCUGAAUUGUAGCCGUGAAAUGAACUUGGGUUAGCCUUUAUUUGGGCCAUGCUUGGCAAUUAACAGUACUUUUUUAAACUUAUUUGUUGUAAAGUGUAAAGAACAAAGCCUUAAAGUUGAUUUUUUUUAUUUUCCUUCAAAAAUGCUAUGAUAUUUAGGUAACUUUCCCAUGUAUUUUGACUAACAAAGCUUAUGAUGGCCAUAUCGCCAUAGUACAAGGUUUAUACUUAAGCCAUUUGUAAGGUUUAUUCUUUAUAUUGUUUCACAAUUCUAGAGUCUUGCACUUUAUCUAAUCAUAGUCUGCACAAACUAAGGUGCAAAAUGUAAUACUAAUCAAACCCGGAAAACGAUAUCCUUCGACUUUCGAUCAGUUGUCUAAUAGCUGUAUGUUGAUUAUGGAACUAUUAAUUAGGAAAAAAAAUCCCCCCCCCCCCUUCCCCAUGUUUUGUGCAUUCCUUGAAGUAGGUGGUCCUUAUGAGAGUUAUGACACAUUAUUGGGUUUCAACUACUUCCAUUGCCCUUUUUCUACUUCCAGUUUCUCUCUUCAUCCUUGCCUUUUCACUUUACUUACCAGCUUCUGUCAUAAUGUAAUAACAGAAUUUGAUAUUCAUGCAAUUGCAAGUAGAUUAAGAUUCUAGGUGUACUUUACUGCUAUUAGGGGGGUGUUCUUUUUACUUGAAUUUGUCUUAUCUGAGUUUAUAUGAAUUUAUUGCAUUUGUUAACUUGAACUUCUGUGGUCCUAAUUAUUGAAAACUUCCAGAAAAUUUUCCAAGCUUAUUUAUUUUAGGUGAAGAGAACAUAGCCUAUGACGUAAUUGCGUUCACUAUAAUCAGAAACUUUAAUGAGAAAAUAUUCUCAGUUUCUCAUUGCUCAUUAGACCAAAUAUCCAUCCAUUGCUGUACACAAAGAAGUAGCAUUUCACUAUCAUCCUCAAUCUGUUGUGUUUCCUUGUUGAAUAGGUCUAGAUGAUGGAGAUCAAAGGUGCAACCGUGCAACAGUUCCAUACAAAGCUAGAAUGUGAUCAUCUCUGGAUGUAUGAAAAACAGUGCAGGCAUCAGCUGGUUGAAAUGAGGGCGCCAAGAGCAUGAUGACCUGAUUCAUGCUGAUCAGCAGGAUUUCAUGUCUACCGAUUUGGGUAGUGCAUGCAUCAAUCAUCUUUGGUGAUGGUUUUGUAUUUUUAUUCCAUAGCCAUCUAUUCCCCUCCCCCUCCCGUGAGACCUUUUUUCGGACGGAGGAGAGGAGGUUUGCUACUUUGCUGGCAGUGGUGAUGGGUGUUGGAGUAUAAAAUUAGAUUCUUACAAACUUGUGCUAAUUCUUGAGAUGAUUAAUUCACUAUCAUUUUGAAUGCAUUAGAUUAUAUUAA
This is a messenger RNA of Chenopodium quinoa (quinoa), 6684 nucleotides long. RefSeq names its product pentatricopeptide repeat-containing protein At5g61400-like. The transcript has 2 exons. Bases 427 to 2469 code for a protein of 680 amino acids. NCBI's taxonomy places the organism in Eukaryota, Viridiplantae, Streptophyta, Magnoliopsida, Caryophyllales, Amaranthaceae. The record is from RefSeq and is a predicted model, not a curated record. Gene Ontology annotation, molecular function: protein binding.